Molecule: messenger RNA, 1778 nt
Organism: Tachysurus vachellii
Lineage: Eukaryota; Metazoa; Chordata; Actinopteri; Siluriformes; Bagridae
Exons: 6
Coding region: 53-1075 (340 amino acids)
Biological process (GO): response to bacterium
Source: RefSeq, a predicted model, not a curated record
UCAGGCUCAGUGUGUUGAAAGGAAAUGCUCAUGCACAAGCCUGGGGUUGGAGAUGAUGAUGCUGAUGUGGAUUACAUUGGUGCUUUUUAGUCAAACCGGUUCUGCACAAAAGAACGUCCUCCAUCAGCCAAACUCUGUGAUCACUGCUGCUUCUGGUGAAAACGUGACUCUACAGUGCAUUCGAACGAACAAAAAAAGCACCGAUCCUAUUAUUUGGUACAAACAAGCAGCAGGACACGAGCCUUGUGUAAUUGUCACAAUUCAAAAACUAGCACCAAAUCCUAUUUUUGAAGAUGAGUUCAAAUCCCCGAGGUUUAAUGUUGAGAAUUUAAAAGAAAGCUGCAAUUUGAAAAUUAAUAACGUGGAACCGUCAGAUGAAGCCAUGUAUUACUGCGGAAUAAAGAUAUUUACAAUACAGUUUGGGAAAGGAACAUUUUUAUCAGUGAAAGAUGACAGAGAUGUAAAAGUGAGUGUGAGGCAGAGCGGCGUGUUGGACUCGGUUCCUGCAGGAGCCUCAGUGACUCUGCAGUGCUCGGUUCUCUCUGAGAGCAGAGCAGCAGAACUCCAAGUGCUCUGGUUCAGAGCUGCUCCACCACAAUCCCAUCCUCAAAUCAUUUACACUCAUCACAACAGCAGCCAUCAGUGUGAGAGCGACUCUUCUACACACACCUGUGUGUACAACUUCUCCAAGAACAUCCUCAGCCUCAAUGAUACUGGAAGUUACUACUGCGCUGUGCUCCUGUGUGGGAAGAUCAUCUUCGGGAACGGGACACUAAUAAAAUUGAAAGAAUCUGUGGAUGCUGUAGUGAUCUGCCUCACUGUAGCUUUAGGAGUGUGUGCGCUUGUGAUCUCUGUACAAGCGCUUUUAAUCUGUAACCAGAGAAACCACAAACAGCACACAAAAGGAGAAACCACUGUGAAAAGAUCUAAUCAAACAAACUCUCAGGACCAUGAAUUUGAGCUGAAUUAUGCUGCCUUACAUUUUAAUAAAAAGAAAACCAAAGGAGGGACAAGAACGAGAAAACAAACUCAAGAACCUUUGUACUCUGAUGUCAGGUCUCUCACUGCUAUGUAGAACGUACUUCAUCAAUCAUUUAUUUUGUUUAUUAAAUGUAAGUUUUUUUAAUUCUGAUCAGAAAUAAAGUGUAAUAAAGUAAAACUGUUCAAAGACUCACAUCCAAGAACAUCAUGAUAUCGUCGCUGUCGGGCGGAAACCUCGUAUGUCCAAAUUUGGUCAAUUUCAUAUUUUUUCACAUAUAUUUUAUCCAUGCUAUUGUUCAGUCCCCACGUGGGUCUGUUAUUUUUACAAGUUAUUAACCAAUCUAAAGUCUUGAAAAUAGCUUGAGCGCAAAUCUCAUAACUCCAUUGGACACUUCAACUGUCCACCUCUUCCUCACUCCAGAGUCGCAACGAAUCAACACGUCUUCUGAGGUAAAUGUCUUCAAAACACUGGGCUCAAAGAAAAAGAAAAUCUUGACCCCCCCGCUAGUUCUGGUGCUCAUCUGAGGACAGGAAUUUAGCGCAAGACAAUCCACUGCAACGUGGACUAAACCCUGUGCACUGCAGAUUAGGUACGGCGUUUUUUUUAAUUUCCUGAAACAUAACGGUUUUGGAAAUACGAGGUUUCUGCCCGACAGCGACGAUAUGAUAUACAUCUGAAUGGGAAGCUAGAAAGAGCUCUAGCAUGUUCUAGUUUUGUUUCUAAGCUUUUAUGUAUUAGUUUGAAGAAAAUGUAUUGGGUAUAAAAUAAACGGAGCCAAUCGAGGCUUCUGUUGGAA